Molecule: messenger RNA, 961 nt
Organism: Pecten maximus
Lineage: Eukaryota; Metazoa; Mollusca; Bivalvia; Pectinida; Pectinidae
Product: C-type lectin domain family 3 member A homolog
Exons: 5
Coding region: 124-744 (206 amino acids)
Source: RefSeq, a predicted model, not a curated record
ACUAACAAGCCCUAUCAUACAUGUAUAAAGAGUGUGUAUCACGUGACCGGACAAGAAACGAGAAGAUAUAACUUGAAAUGUGUGUAUAGGUUGAAAUAUAUAUCGGUCGCUUAAAAGGACAGUAUGGAAGAUACAUCGAGAGAGACGUUCACAAUGAAAACCGUUAUCCUUAUUUUGACCGUGUGUGUUUCUGCUGUAAAAUGCCAGGGAGACACAAUGUGCAAUUACAUACCAACAGCUGAUCCGUACCAUGUGUUAGCAAUACACGGUAGGUGUUAUCAUAUGGUACAGGACGCCAUCACCUGGACAGAAGCUACCACCAGAUGUCGUGCCAGGAAUGGUACACUUGCAAUCGUUCGGGACUCGGAAACAAAUAAACUACUUAUUCAGAGAGCUAUGGAUCUAGAUCUUAAUGACAAAGCAGAGGUGUCUUUUUACUGGAUUGGAGGAAGUAUUCAAACAACGGGAGCCGCAAUCACGUGGCAGCGAGACAUAAAUGGCGAUGAAGUCACUAACCCCUUUACUGCCUUUUUGGACGGUGAACCCGUGGGUUCUGGAUCUAAUGGGUGUUUACUUCUGGAUCCCUCGGAAAUGGGCUGGGCAACGGAUUUCUGUAAUGUCUCCCUCGAACUCACCGGUUACGUUUGUGAACUCGCCAGUGGAUCGAUGUCUUAUUUGCGAUCAGGUACGUCAAAAUUGUUACUGACCUUCCUACUGACUGUAGUUCUGGGUCACGUGGUGUAACAGGGAGGUUCUUUGUGUCUACAACAAUAGAAGCCCGCCAAAUUUGGACAUGUGGUGUAACAGGGAGGUACUAUGUGUCUAUCGCAAUAGACACCGGCCACAUUUGGACACGUGGUAUAACAGGAGAAGUCACGUGCGCCUACAACAAUAGAUUCAACGUGUCAUCAUUCCAUCAAUGUCAUCAUCAUUCAAUAAAGCAUUUUCUAAUCACGUUCAA